This is a messenger RNA of Closterium sp. Naga37s-1, 1147 nucleotides long. The record is from the annotation of a GenBank genome assembly. NCBI's taxonomy places the organism in Eukaryota, Viridiplantae, Streptophyta, Zygnematophyceae, Desmidiales, Closteriaceae.
GUGGUGGACGAGGCGGACCGGCUGCUGCGCCAGCUCUACCAUGACUAGCUGCCGCUCACCCUCGCCGCCCCUCCCCGCUGCCCCUUCCGAUGCCACUGCUGCUACGUCAGCAGUCGCCGGCAUGCAUGCUGACGUGGCAGUGAGCGUGCCGGUUUUGUGCAGCGUCAUGCAUGCACAUGGCGGUGGCAGCGUGAGCGGUGUUCUCCCCACUCCAUUCAUCCACGGCUUGCGAUCUCUGUGGGCCCUCAGUGGUCACCUCAUGCUGCUGUGCGUUGCUGCUAUGUGUUGCUGCCAUGCUGGUGUUACCUCAUCUGAACAGAACACCACCUCUCGGCCUCCCCGUUCCCUUCGUCACGGUCUUCGCAGCGCCAGCGCAGGUGAGGAGGAGAGGCGGACAGGUGAGGAGGAGAGGCGGACAGGUGAGGAGGAGAGGCGGACAGGUGAGGAGGAGAGGCGGACAGGUGAGGAGGAGAGGCGGACAGGUGAGGAGGAGAGGCGGACAGGUGAGGAGGAGAGGCGGACAGGUGAGGAGGAGAGGCGGACAGGUGAGGAGGAGAGGCGGACAGGUGAGGAGGAGAGGCGGACAGGUGAGGAGGAGAGGCGGACAGGUGAGGAGGAGAGGCGGACAGGUGAGGAGGAGAGGCGGACAGGUGAGGAGGAGAGGCGGACAGGUGAGGAGGAGAGGCGGACAGGUGAGGAGGAGAGGCGGACAGGUGAGGAGGAGAGGCGGACAGGUGAGGAGGAGAGGCGGACAGGUGAGGAGGAGAGGCGGACAGGUGAGGAGGAGAGGCGGACAGGUGAGGAGGAGAGGCGGACAGGUGAGGAGGAGAGGCGGACAGGUGAGGAGGAGAGGCGGACAGGUGAGGAGGAGAGGCGGACAGGUGAGGAGGAGAGGCGGACAGGUGAGGAGGAGAGGCGGACAGGUGAGGAGGAGAGGCGGACAGGUGAGGAGGAGAGGCGGACAGGUGAGGAGGAGAGGCGGACAGGUGAGGAGGAGAGGCGGACAGGUGAGGAGGAGAGGCGGACAGGUGAGGAGGAGAGGCGGACAGGUGAGGAGGAGAGGCGGACAGGUGAGGAGGAGAGGCGGUGCUAUGCUAUGCCAUCCAUCCGUCCCCACCUCACAACCUCAAGCCAUUGCACACAAUAA